Messenger RNA from Phytomonas sp. Hart1, 1605 nucleotides. NCBI's taxonomy places the organism in Eukaryota, Euglenozoa, Kinetoplastea, Trypanosomatida, Trypanosomatidae. The record is from the annotation of a GenBank genome assembly.
AUGGCUCACCUUCUGAGAAAGGUGAGCAGUCCUGUUGUCUAUAUUAUUUCCAGCUAUGUGCUACUGUUUCUCUUUGUGUGGGACUAUGCCAAUUCUUAUCAGGAGUUUUUCUCAACUGUUGUCUCACUGGAGAAGUCAGCGGUAUUCUGGAUUUUGCUGGCCAAUGUCACAGUGGCUUCUGUGUUACUGCUUUGGUAUUUUCUUGAGACCCUAUUCUUUGGCACUAUGACACUCACAGAAAGCACCAUCGUCUACAAUGCAUUCGCCGUCGACUUGUUCGAGUGUGUUCUCGUGCCACUGUACGUCGAUUAUUCGAUUAUGAAUUUAUUCACUGUUAUGACCUUGUUUACGUUAGUUUUGCAACUUUUGCAUAGGCUUGCCAAGGAACGGGUGACAACUAUGGGGGUUAUCUCAAAUCGCGUUACAAAGAUCAAGUAUUUCAUCCAACUGCAAUUCUUUAUCCUUUUCGCGGCAUCUAUAGACCUUUUUGUGAUGAUCUGCUUCGCACGUCUUGCAUAUAUGCAAACAUCUCAGAAAUUACUGUUAUACUACACCGUAUUUACACAAUACUGGCAAAUGUUCCUUGUUACAUUUAGAAUCGCCAUCUUACUUUGUAUCGGGUUUUACAAAAGCGAGAGAACACCUCUGACAUUUUACACAGAGGGUGUCCUCAACUUAAUUGAGUGCACUAGCUCGAUCGCGGCCUUUUCUUUUAUUUGGAUUCAUACCGAAUUGCCAUUUAUACAAGUUCGAACUUUCGUCUCGAGUAUAUUCCAUACGAUCAAGUGCAUGAAUGAUCUUGUUCUCUUUUACACCAUGCAGUCUAAAAUUAAAAAGUUCUCUCGUGUUGUUGCACAGGAUUUGGAAUGGGAUUCACGAUGCACUAUUUGCUAUGAUGAUAUAACAGUUGACAGCGGGGCUAGACGGUUGCCAUGUGGACAUUGCUACCAUGAAAAGUGUCUGACUCAAUGGUUUGAGCAGCAUAGUACAUGCCCAUACUGCAGGGCAAACCUCCUCAACUAUCCUUUGAAGCCCCAGGGGCAAAUGCCGCAUCCGGAGGCACCUGCACCACCGGCCGUACCAGAACCACCGCCAAUGACGGAGUCCGCCACCUCAGAUAAAUAUCUUCAGGGGACUGAAGUAUUAAUGGAAAUGCUCGAUGUUCAACUUUCGAAGGUUUCUAAUGACGAGAGAAACCAGAGAGACAAGGUGCUCCGUGAAUUUUACCAUAUGCAUACCAGGUAUAAAUCUCUGGAACAGGAGUUGAAUGAUCUGGAUAGAAUUAAAGAGGAGAUCGAUUUCUUAUCAGGUAUUCGAAACCUCCAAGACCCAAAUAAACUAAGAGAUGACCCUGGAGCGAGUCCCAAUAUUGAGUCAACUGAAGAUCAGGCACCCGUCUCCGCGGCUUCUUCAAAGGAUAUGAAGAAAAUAGACAACACCAACACUAAUGUAGUUCAGUCCCCAGAGACAGAUGGGAACUCUGAUCUAGGUCCUUGGAUGCGUUUGGCUGCAUUUCAGAAGUAUCAUAGGCGUUUGAAAGAUGCACAAGAAGAGUUAAAUAGCACUCUUGAAUCAAUAGAUGAGAUAGAAGCUCUUUCAAGCUAA